Molecule: messenger RNA, 5374 nt
Organism: Trichoderma virens Gv29-8
Lineage: Eukaryota; Fungi; Ascomycota; Sordariomycetes; Hypocreales; Hypocreaceae
Exons: 3
Coding region: 1-4977 (1658 amino acids)
Biological process (GO): DNA replication; double-strand break repair via homologous recombination
Cellular component (GO): chromosome; cytoplasm; nucleus
Molecular function (GO): 3'-5' DNA helicase activity; nucleic acid binding; four-way junction helicase activity
Source: RefSeq, a predicted model, not a curated record
AUGACUCGAAAUAACCUCUCAGGCCACCUCACCUGGUUGUUGAAGAACGCUGCGUUAUCAAAGCCCACCGCACCCCAGUUUCCACAAACCAGCGAUACAGCAUCGUUUCAUUUCUCGCAAUCGCAGUCUACAAACGGCGGUCGUGCGGCAGAUUUUAGUCAAGCAACCACCUUAUCAGCUGGAGCAGACAGACGGAUACACCAGGCUCAGGAAUCUGGGAGCUCAAAUGGCCCGCCAAAGAGAGAAGAGGUUUCACAAGAUACAGAAGUGGCGGUAUUAGAGGACGACAGCAUGGGUCGUCUGAGUUUAUCUACCAAGUCGAAAAAGCCUUUACUACUGUCGCAAAAUGGCCCUCUUGCAACGCCUUCGUCAGCAGAUAGCCGAUCCAAACAGAUUUUAGCUGAGUCUAUUAAGACUAGUGGCCCAUCACGACAGAAUCCAUCUCCCGGACUAGACGCUGAUUUUGCAGACUUCGACGUUGACGAUUUGGAGUACAUGGAUCUCACCAGAACAACUGGCGCAUCUGACGAAUCUGAAGAGUUUGGUGAUGAUGUCAAAGUUUGGACGGAAAAGGAUGCAUCUUGGAAGGCACCGCUGCCUAAAUCUAGAAAGAGGAAGAGUGCCGACACUGGUGAUGUUGACACUGCUGCUGAUAGCCAGUUUCCCGAUGUUUAUCAGCUUCUGGGAACUGAUCCUCCCGCCCCGACUCCUGGUCGACAUUCUGCAAACAAAGUUAGUUCCCCCGAUUUGGCAAACCUUCAACAAGUAGAAGAAAUGAUCGUUACUAAACUAUCCAAGGGUGCGCAGAAAGCAUCCUCGAAGAUGUCUUUGGCCGGGUCUUCAUCUCCCUUGGGACGAGUCGCUAUUCGCAGAGCACCAUCUCCUAUCAAACAGACUCCAGAAAAAGACUAUGCCAUUACUAGCUCUGAAAGACGUAAGAAGGUGAAAGUUGCCGGCCAUCGGUCUGCGUCCCCGGAUUCUUUGAAUUUGGAUGAGGAUGCCCAUCGACCCGAGCAACGCCAAGUCGACGAAUUCUUCAUUCCUGAUUCUGACGAUGAAUUCGUUACACCACCGUCGCGCACGACUACUUCGAAGAAACAACCAGCGGAGCCUUUGUUCGAUCCGCAGGAUGAGGACGCUUUCAUCAUGGACGUCGAAGAUCAGUCGUUUGCGCCAUCCAGCCAAACACCAAAACUCUUAUCCCACAUUUUGGAAAAUCCGCAAUUUCUCACAAAAAGAUGCGGAUACUUGGACGGCCAAAUUCAGAAGAAUGAGCGGGAUUUUAUGCAAGCUAUCAAUGACAGAUUGCCCAAAGACAAGAGAAAUGAGAUCAAGGCAGAGAAGGAACGACUCGUCCAACAACAAAAGGUGACCAAGGAUCUCAAUGAAUCAGUGGAACGCUACAAGACUCUAUGUGAGCAACGAGAAGCAGUUGCUCAGCAGAUAGCCCGAUCAUAUUCCAAUGGUUUAGAUACAGAUGAAGAUGAAGCACGACUAGAUGAGCUUACUGAGCGCGUCGAGGCAACAGAACGGGAGCUUUUUCAAAUGAUUGUUGCAGCAGGCCUUGAUGAAGCCAGUCUUUUGGAACCUCUAGAAGGCCGAGCCCCGAAUCGGAGAGAUGACCAUAUCGUUGUGCUCGGAACUCAGGCUGGCCAUGGAGGCAUGGUCAACAUGUCACGGAGCUCAAGAGAUGUCCCAGUGCCUAUGGGAGGCACCCAAGUCGUCCAUCAAACGCAGCUUCCUGAACCGAUCCGAUCACAACUCUGGAAUGAGCCUAUUUCGACACAGCAAUUGACAGGCGGAAGCGGUGUCCUCUCCCAGGAGGACCAAGACUCACGGUCCAGGCCGUUUCCACGACACUCAUCACAUGCUGCUCAAUUUCCCGAGUACGCCUCAGCAUCUGCUCCAAGAGCAGGGCCACGUCCUCCCACGAAUCGUGAUCUAGAUGCUGAGGAAGAUUUCUUUUCUGAUAUUGACGAUAUGGAGAUGCAACUGUUACCUAAACCUGCUAAGAAGACCACUCAGUUUGAGGCACGCAAAACACCCCAGAGGAAUCGCAUCCAGCGCUCAGGAAAUGAAUUUAGCGAUUUCAGCGAUGAUGCUGAUAUGCUUGCAUUUGCUCAAGAUUACGAGGUGCGCCAAACUGCUGGCGAACCUUCGCUGGACUCUCGACGGGCUUUUUCCGAAACAUCUGGAAAUGUUGCGCCCGCGCCAAAGCAGAGACAAUCCACUAAAAGACAGCCACCUCCCGAUCCAUCUCAGACAAGGAUACCAGCGGAGCUCAUGAGGCAUCCUUGGUCUGCGGACGUACAGAAGACUUUGAAAGAUCGAUUUAGGAUGAAAGGAUUCCGUCAGAACCAACUAGAAGCUAUCAACGCCACGCUCGCAGGUGAUGACGCCUUUGUCUUGAUGCCAACAGGUGGUGGGAAAUCUCUCUGCUACCAACUUCCGGCUGUCGUUAAAUCUGGCAGAACAAGAGGUGUCACCAUCGUUGUAUCUCCCCUACUGAGCUUAAUGCAAGACCAAGUCGAUCAUAUGAAGGCCUUGGGAAUACAGGCAGUUGCAUUCAACAGCGAAUGCUCUCCAGAAUACAAGCGGCAAGUCAUGUCUGCUUUUAACGAACGCAAUCCGGAGCAUUUCAUUGAGCUCCUCUACGUCACGCCUGAAAUGGCAAGCAAAAGCCCUCAGUUCAUGAAUGCUUUGCAGAGCUUGUACCGGAGUAGAAAAUUUGCCCGUAUUGUCAUUGACGAGGCUCACUGCGUCAGCCAGUGGGGGCAUGAUUUCCGACCUGAUUACAAGACUCUGGGGCAGCUUCGGUCCAAAUUUCCUGAGGUUCCGGUCAUGGCCUUAACCGCUACUGCCACUCAGAACGUCAUUGUCGAUAUUAAACACAAUCUUGGAAUGAACAACUGCCAAGUCUUUUCGCAAAGCUUCAACCGUCCAAACCUGUACUACGAGGUCCGGCCCAAAUCUUCCAACCCGGUUGUGACCCAGCAAAUCGCCGCUCUAAUCAACUCCAAAUACCCAAAUGUUACUGGGAUUGUUUAUACAAUCUCACGGAAACAAGCCGAAGAUGUUGCCCAGAAGCUCUCUGACAAUGGUAUAACAGCCCGUCAUUACCAUGCUGCAAUUACACCCACGGAAAAGGUGGAAGUACAAACAGCGUGGCAGAAGGGCCAAGUCAAGGUUGUAGUGGCUACCAUUGCUUUCGGUAUGGGGAUUGAUAAGCCGGACGUGAGAUAUGUUAUUCACCAUGGCAUCCCGAAGAGCUUAGAAGGCUACUAUCAGGAAACCGGACGUGCAGGGCGAGACGGGAAACCUUCCGACUGUAUUCUGUUUUAUGGCAAAGCGGACAUAAGAGUCCUCAAAAAACUGAUUAUGGACGGGGACGGCAGCAAGGAUCAAAAAGAAAGACAAAUGGCAAUGCUGAACCGCGUGACAGCAUUUUGUGAUAAUAAAGCAGAUUGUCGACGAACCGAAGUUCUACGCUAUUUUGGAGAGGACUUUACUCCGUCGCAAUGCCACAAGACUUGCGACAAUUGUCAGGCCGGGCUUGUUUUUGAGCAGCAGGACUUCUCUGAAUACGCCAUUGCAGCCAUACGAAUUGUGCAACAGCAGCACAGACUAACGGCAAACCAGUGCGCAGAUAUUCUGAUUGGUAGAAAGUACCCAGACAAUCAAGACCAAAACUCAGAUGAGUAUCACGGCAUGGCCAAGGGAAUGAAGAAGCACGAGAUGGUGCGCGUUAUUGACCGCCUCUCAGCUGAGAAGGGCUUCCACGAAGACAAUAUUGUUGGGAAUCAUGGAGUCGCCAUUCAAUAUCUCCGAAUCGGACCUGCCGCCAACCAAUUUUUGACGGGGAGACGGAAGCUCAUGUUGACGGUGCAGGUUUCGGACAGUGGUGAUGCAAAUCAGACGAAGAUCAAGAAAACAAAAACCAACAGAAAGCAAAAAGAGCCAGCGAAUAAUGUGCAAUCCACAUAUGUUUCGUCACCCAUCAAUACACGCAGGAAAAGGGCAACAGUUGUUGAUAGUGACGACGAUGACGACUCGAACUUGCCCACCACAUCACACGGCUAUGUGAAUGAUGGUUUUGUUAUCUCAGAUGAAGAGUUGGAGGAUGAAGCUGAAGAAGAUAUGGCCGAUGAAGAGGCCUUCGAACCACUUCCUCAGCAUCGACCGGCAAAACCUACCACCUCGAAAUCUAGUCACAAGAAGACACAGCGGCCAGAGCCGAUCCCAAGCAAACGCAGGCUGCAAGAUUUGCCAGAUAUCCACCAAGAUGUGGUGGAUGCUUUUGUCCAAGAAGCACGCCAACUGGAAGAGCGAAUUCGGAAUAGGCUUGGCCUCAGGCGCCCAAUGUUUACGGACACUCACCUGCAAGAAAUGGCCAUUAACUGGACCACCUCUAUCGACAGAAUGAGUCGUAUUCCAGGCAUCGACGUCGACAGAGUUCAGGAGGUUGGCCCAAAGCUGAUACAAAUGUUGAACGUGUAUCAUAAAUCGUAUCGUGAGAUUGCUGGCGCGGAUGCGGGUGCUGCUUCUGCCUCAACGUCCAACUUGGAUCAAGAAAUAGUGGACUUGAUUAGUUCUGACCUCGAUAUCGAUGAGGAUGAAGAGGAGUCCAUGGGAGGUGGAGAAGACUCCCAUUACUUUGCUUCCAAGCCAUCGGCUGAUGUGCAAGCCUUCCACGAUAGGCUGCAAAGUUUGAACGACCAACCGAGUCAAUCUAGAGGCAGAUCUUCCUACAGCCGGGGGGGAGGCAGCAGGAGAUUCUCUGGUAAAAAAUGGUCCAAGAGAGGUGGUGCCGCUGGAGGUUCUCAGCGUCGGGGCGGUAGUGCCGGCAGGAGAGGUGGAGGUUCUUCAAGCGGUGCCGGUCCAUCGUCUCGAUCUGGUGCAAGUAGCAGCAACGGAUUCAGGCGUGACGGCAGAAUCGCCAAGAAGAGUGGGGGAGGUAUCGGAUUGAUGCCUCUAUGAUGAAUUCAUUAUUGAUAAGCGGCUUGUGAUUCCCAAUUUUUGGCCAGUGCGGUUGUUUUUGUUUGUUGUUCGGAACGAGAUAUGAGACGUAAUGAAGGCGCCUUCCUCAGUCCCUGUUUUAUGUCAUGGUGUUGGGCGGCGAAAGUCAGUACAUUCACGAGCUUUGGCGUUGGUGUUUUAAGCAUUUACAUUACCCCUUUGAAGCGAACUAGAAAAAAGCAAAGAGGAGAGGGGAGGGGAGAUAGAGCCUGUGGGAUAGAGGUGAUGUUGGUAGAUGUCAUGGAAUGUUUGCAUGUGUAUAUACCUAUAUAUACACCAGAGUAGCCUGAUUCAUGAUUAUGGCGGCAUUGCAACACUUGGAGAAAGCAAGAUGGGCAAGCCGUGAAUAAAAACGUUA